Messenger RNA from Anas platyrhynchos (mallard), 3782 nucleotides. RefSeq names its product siah E3 ubiquitin protein ligase 1 (gene SIAH1). Gene Ontology annotation, cellular component: cytoplasm. Gene Ontology annotation, molecular function: ubiquitin protein ligase activity; ubiquitin conjugating enzyme binding; zinc ion binding. Lineage: Eukaryota; Metazoa; Chordata; Aves; Anseriformes; Anatidae. Gene Ontology annotation, biological process: multicellular organism development; proteasome-mediated ubiquitin-dependent protein catabolic process. The record is from RefSeq and is a predicted model, not a curated record.
GGGGGAAGAACGGGGACGCCGCCGGGCGCGCGCCUCCGCCCGCCCGCCUCGGGAGCGCGCCUGGCAGCAGCAGGCAGGGAGGCAGCCGAGCUCCGCCGCAGCUGGCGCGCCCCCGUGGCGGUGUCUCGUCGGGCGGCUGGGAGCGCGCCGCGGGCUCGGGCCGGGCACCAGCGUCUGGGCGAGAGCCGCGCAGCCCCGUCGCCAUCCGCGGAGCCAGGCCGCCGCAGCGGGGUCCCGCCCAGCCCGGCGCCCGCAGAAAUGAGCCGUCAGACUGCUACAGCACUACCUACAGGUACUUCAAAGUGUACGCCAUCACAGAGGGUGCCUGCACUGACUGGCACUACAGCUUCCAAUAAUGACUUGGCUAGUCUCUUUGAAUGUCCUGUUUGUUUUGACUAUGUGCUGCCACCAAUUCUUCAGUGUCAGAGUGGCCAUCUUGUUUGUAGCAACUGUCGCCCCAAACUUACGUGCUGUCCAACUUGCCGAGGCCCGCUGGGCUCCAUUCGUAACCUGGCUAUGGAGAAAGUUGCCAAUUCUGUACUAUUCCCGUGUAAAUAUGCCUCUUCCGGAUGUGAGAUAACUUUGCCACACACAGAAAAAGCAGACCAUGAGGAGCUGUGUGAGUUUAGGCCUUAUUCCUGUCCAUGUCCUGGUGCUUCAUGUAAAUGGCAAGGUUCUCUGGAUGCUGUAAUGCCACAUCUGAUGCAUCAACAUAAGUCAAUUACCACACUUCAGGGAGAAGAUAUAGUGUUCCUUGCUACAGACAUUAAUCUUCCUGGUGCUGUUGACUGGGUUAUGAUGCAGUCUUGUUUUGGCUUUCAUUUCAUGUUAGUAUUGGAGAAACAGGAAAAAUAUGAUGGUCACCAGCAGUUCUUUGCGAUUGUACAGCUGAUAGGAACACGCAAGCAAGCAGAAAACUUUGCUUAUCGACUUGAGUUAAACGGUCAUAGGCGGCGAUUGACUUGGGAAGCAACUCCUCGAUCUAUCCAUGAGGGAAUUGCAACAGCCAUUAUGAAUAGUGACUGUCUAGUCUUUGACACCAGCAUUGCACAGCUCUUUGCAGAAAAUGGCAAUUUAGGCAUCAAUGUAACUAUAUCAAUGUGUUGAAAUGGCAAUCAAACCUCUUCAGGCCAGUGUUGAAAACCGUUGCAUUUAACUUAGCAGAAACUAGGGUAACCAUCGUUGACUGUCAGACAAAUUAUUUGGUAGAUGGAGGAUAGACAUAUGAAGGUAAAUAAAAGGAAAGGCUGUUAAAUUACAGGAAGCAGUUGCAUGUAGUAACACUAAUAUAUUUAAAAUAAGUCAACAGUAAACCACUGAAAAUAUAUAUACACCCAAAAUGGGCAUCUUUUGUAUUCAGAAUUGAUUCUACAGGAAAUGUUGUAAAAUAAUUCUAAAAACUUGUUUGUAGAUUGAUUGUACUGUUGAAAAGGAUACUGUUUCGUGUUUUUGUUCGUGUUCUUUUCCUCCCCCUUUGACUGACAAGCCAUGUUGAGCGGUUUGGUCUCUGGCCGCUGCAUCCCGCUCCCCUCCUCCCUCCCUCCCUCCUUUGUAAGUCACUACAUAGUAUUGCUGCUGUUUGUGUAUAUUUUUUGUGUAUUUGCUAAUUUUUAUUAACUUCUAGUUUUUCAUUAAAUAAAUAUGACUUUCUUUUCUGUAAUUCAGGUUUUUCUCUUUUUUUGUAUCUUUUUAAAAUUAACUACAGGUGUCAUCUUUUGAUAUGCAUAAUUGCUAUGGUAAAAUUAAUAUUUCUGUAUGUUUGGUAAAUUUUGUCUCUUUCCAGUAGUCAAUUCAUUGGUGAUGCUGUUCUUAACUGAGCUAUUUUGUGAAUGUAUUGAACUUGAAAGGAGUAAUUAUGUUCAAAGAUGUAUCAGGAAAGAAAGCUCCUUUAAAAACAGGUCUAGAUGUUGUUGUACUUUGAGUUAUGGUCUAACAUAAAUGAAUUACCAAGAUUUUUCCAAACUAAAAAAAAAAUCACGUUUCAAAUUUAGAGAUGCUUAUAAACUCAAUUGCAUCCUUGUAUUUGUUGGUUUUCCAGUACAAAGAAGGUAUUGUCUUGCACAGUAUUUGUAACUAUAAAACAGACCAUUUGUUUAAAAAAAAAAAAAGAAAAAAACAAAACAAAACAAAACAAAAAAAAGGGCAGUCAGAACGAGAUGUUUGCAGUCUUUUUAUAUUUCUCAUUAAAAGAAUACCUGGCAAAUUAAAAUUCAAUUUUUUGCUUUUUGCUUUAGCUCAAAGUUUGACACAUGACUACUACUCUUGCUCAAUUUCUUGUCCUCAUGUCUCUUGGUUGUUACUAAAGUAAUUUCUUGAACUGAUUUUUGUAUAUUGUUUUAGUGAUGAUACACAGUCAGAUACAAGUAAUCUCUCACAGGUAUGAUUCACCAGCCAUAAAAGCUUUUGUAGGAUACUGGGCUUUAUGCAGACUGCCUAUAUGUGAAAAAAAUAACCAUGAAUGUAUAAUGGUAUUUGUGUUACAAAACAGAGAGACAGAAAAAAAGAAUAAGGUGAAAAGCUGUUUCAUCUUAAGCUAUUUAAAGGAAAUCUUUGUCAAACCUAGUAGUAAUGGGCAUCUGUUCAGAGAGGUAGUCUGGCUAUGAAUUACUUUUGUAACACAUUAAAAUACAGUUUAUUUACUGUGCACUGUCUUUAACUUUCUUAUCAGAAAUUGCUUUGUUAAGUCAAGUGUUGUUCAUAUUAUUUUGGUGCGUAAGGUAAGUAGUUGUACAGGUAAGGAGCAUAAAACCCCUCAGGUUGGAUACAUACACUACUACAGCCACAAUUAGUUUUGUGUAAUGAAAGAAAAAAAAUUACUUCUUAUAAUUUGUUUCUUAGGCUGUUAAAAUUUUGCACAGAUUUCAGUUAAAAGAUGUACUGUGACAGUAGAUGUUUGAAAGCAAAUCCUUCAAUCUAGCAUUUUUUUUUCUUUACCAAAUAGACAACUAAUUGUUUGCAGUCUUCUGAACUCAGUAAUUACUCCCACCUAAUUAAGCUUGUCUAUAUUUACCCAAGUUUUGUCUUCUGGUGUACUGACAGGAACUCAGCUAAAUACGCAAAUAGAUUGUAUAGGCAUACGUGUACUCACCAGCUCACCCUUAUUCACUCCUCAUUGGCUGGCUUGGACUGGAGUUUACCUGCCAAGGUUAUCUGCUUCUUGGCUCAAGUUCUGUAAGGAAACCUCGCUAAGAACCUGUAAGGGUUGCCCUGAGCAGCCUGAUAGUUGCAACUGGAAUGUCACAGGGCUGUGUAAGUGUGCAAGUUACUUGAGAUUGCUGCUGCCUGUACUCAUGUUGUGUCCCCAGAAGAACUGUGAAUCUUGAAACUUUUCUGCACUGAUACACAGUGAUUUUUGUUUAGGCUGGAACGUGAGAGUAUGAUUCUGAAGGGGACAAAAAAGGGCAUUUGUAAUGAGCUUUAGAAGCUAAUUGAUAAGGUCAGACUGUUUUUUCAUCGUGUUUUACAGAUGACACGCUAUAGCACAACUAACAUAUGGUGGACUUACUACUAUGAUGUAAGUUGGUACUCUGUUUGGUGUAAUUGACAAAACAACACAAACCUGUAUGAAACAUUUGAUGCCCAUCAUCGGAUGGAAUGACUAAACAAAUUAUACAUAGGCCCAGAUCCUCAAAAGUAUUGGAAGCAUAAUUCAGUGGGUCUCCUCUAAGUAGUUUGAGGAUCUGGUAAGUAAACCUUGCUCUGUUAUAUAUGAAAAAAGAAAACGUACUAAAAAUCUGUACAGCUUACUACCUUAUUUAAAAUAAAUGGUGUGUUAAAGCCUG